AUGCGCAUGUGUAUCGACCAUCAGCAGUUGAAUAAAUUGACUAUCAAGAAUAAGUAUCAUUUGCUGAGGAUAGAUGAUUUAUUUGAUCAGUUGCAAGGAUCUUCGGUUUUCUCCAAAAUAGAUCUUCAUUCUGGGUACCAUCAGUUGAAUGUUAAUGAGGCAGAUGUGUAUAAGAUUGCGUUUAGGACUCGUUAUGGGAAGGCUAACGUAGUAGCGGACGCACUGAGCUGUAGGGCUGUAUCUAAUUUGAGAGCGAUGUUUGCUCAUCUUAGCCUGUUUGAUUAUGGUAGUUUGUUGGCUGAGUUGCAAAUUAGACCGACGUGGACUGAACAGAUUAAGGGUAAACAGUUGUUGGAUAAGUUACUGGUUCUUCGUUUCUGUCAGGUUGAGAAUGGGGAAACUUCAGAUUUUGGGUUGAAUAGUGAAUGA
Molecule: messenger RNA, 429 nt
Organism: Gossypium raimondii (Peruvian cotton)
Lineage: Eukaryota; Viridiplantae; Streptophyta; Magnoliopsida; Malvales; Malvaceae
Exons: 2
Coding region: 1-429 (142 amino acids)
Source: RefSeq, a predicted model, not a curated record